ACCCCUUCAUACUCCUUAAUAAACCCAACGCCCUGCAGGAACCUGAUGGACCUCGACCUUCAGGACAUCGACGAGCGACACUUCUUGUCGAUGGAGGAGCUCAAAUUAGCGUAUUUCAAGACCUUUCGCUACUGCAGCUACGUGCCGCGGGUCCUUCAGUGUCUUCCUAGUACAGACGGCGUCUCGAACGGGCGUGACAUGAUGGGCUGGGUCGUCCUCCGCGUCGCCGUGUGGGUCGUCGCCGCCCUCACCCUCAGCGGCAACUUGGCUGUGAUUGGCUGCCGCGCCAUCUCCAAGGAGGACAACAAGAUACUGAAGCUCUUUAUCAAGAACCUGGCUGCCGCCGACCUGCUGAUGGGCGUGUACCUGGUGAUCCUGGGCGUGCAGGACCUCAAGACGAGGGGAUCCUUCCGGGCGGAGGCGCUGGCGUGGGCGUCCUCCUACACCUGCACCUUCACCGGGAUUCUGGGGCUUGUGUCGUCCGAGACGUCAGUGUUCAUCCUGACCUUCAUGUCCCUCGAGCGGUACUUGUUCAUCCGGCAGCCCCUCGAGGCCCGCACGCUGUCGGAGAGGUCGGCUCGGGUCUGUCUGUUCUUCAUCUGGAUGACGUCGAUCUUCCUGGCCGUCUUUCCCGCCAUAUGGAUCAAAAGCUUCUACGAGAGCGGCGCCAUGUGCAUUCCUCUGCACGUGACCGAACCUUAUCUCGCUGGAUGGCAAUAUUCAGCCUUCAUAUUCCUAGGCAUCAAUACGCUCAGCAUGGCCGUGAUCCUGGGCGCCUACGCCGGCCUCUUCUUCAACAUCAUGGUGACCCGGACGUCGACGCCUCUCUCGGGGGGGGAGUCCCGGUUCGCUCUCCGCUUCUUCUUCAUCGUCAUCACCAACUGCGUGUGCUGGCUCCCCAUCGCGUGCGUCAAGGCGGCUGCGCUGGCCAACAUCGAGGUCCAUUCCGGAGUGUACGCCUGGCUCGUGGUCCUCGUCCUGCCCAUCAACUCGGCCAUAAACCCGAUUCUGUACACUUUCUCGACGUCAAAGUUUCAGAGUCAGAUGUCGACGUUACGCUCCGUUUUCCGAGCGGCGCGCAACAGGCAAGAUUCGGCAACGGACACGGACGUCCUCCGGUACUCCUCGAGUCGCAGCUGGGGUAGCGCGGCGCAGUACAUCGUCAACCACGCCCACCUGCCUCCUCUGCGCGCCCACAACGGCUCGCAGAACGGCCCUGCGGUUCUUAUUCGCGAGAAGGUCGACCGCCGCGCUUCCGCCCACGGGUUUUGUCAGAGGAGGUCGACAGGCGACAGCAACUGUGUGCUCAAGGAUCCUUUGGCCAAAGACGCGCCGUCCUCCAACGGAAUAGCGUCUCCCGAGAAGGACCUGAGCCCCGGCCGGCACCUCGCCCUCAGCGCGAGAGUGAGUCAGGUGAGGUCCUCUUCUCCAGGAGAGAGGACCAACGACGUCAGCGCAAGUCCCGGCUCUAGAGGUCGCCUGCCCCUUUUUAAGCUGGAACUUGGAGGAAGGCGAACUCUCCCGAGCACUGAAGCCAGCUGCCGGGACGCGGAGGGCGAACACGCCCCGGCAGAUGGUCAAGAAUACAAGGAUAUUUGUCUCGAAGCCCACCUUUCCAGACACAAAGCCCCACGGCCCAGGGAGAUUACCGCGCCCUCGGAAUCGUCGAACGUCGAGGGAGCGCCCAUUUACGUCGGCUGCUGCGCCACCUCGUCCUCAGAUAACCAAAAUGCCGACGUUCUGCGUUUAAAUCUGACACUCUGCUACAACUCAGACGCCGCGCAGCCUCCACGCCGCACGAGUUCUUCUUCAGGAGUCAGACGCAACUCAGAUUCGAAAUAUUCCCUUCCGUCGUCAAGGGCCAAGACCACGAUGGCGGCCCACACAGUGCCAGAGACUAACCAAACCCCAUGGCAUUCUCCUUUUCCUACAGCGACGUCACUCGCGCCCCUUCCAAGACGUUCAUCAUGGUCGGAAUUUUCGUCCUCAGUCUCCGCGUCCCGUGAUUAG
Penaeus indicus is the source of this 2010-nucleotide messenger RNA. RefSeq names its product relaxin receptor 2-like. Lineage: Eukaryota; Metazoa; Arthropoda; Malacostraca; Decapoda; Penaeidae. The transcript has 9 exons. Gene Ontology annotation, molecular function: G protein-coupled peptide receptor activity. The coding region runs from base 46 to 2010 and encodes 654 amino acids. Gene Ontology annotation, cellular component: plasma membrane. Gene Ontology annotation, biological process: hormone-mediated signaling pathway; adenylate cyclase-activating G protein-coupled receptor signaling pathway; activation of adenylate cyclase activity. The record is from RefSeq and is a predicted model, not a curated record.